Molecule: messenger RNA, 4059 nt
Organism: Cimex lectularius (bed bug)
Lineage: Eukaryota; Metazoa; Arthropoda; Insecta; Hemiptera; Cimicidae
Product: mannosyl-oligosaccharide alpha-1,2-mannosidase IA-like
Exons: 9
Coding region: 86-2068 (660 amino acids)
Biological process (GO): N-glycan processing; carbohydrate metabolic process
Cellular component (GO): endoplasmic reticulum; Golgi membrane
Molecular function (GO): calcium ion binding; mannosyl-oligosaccharide 1,2-alpha-mannosidase activity
Source: RefSeq, a predicted model, not a curated record
CAAAAUUAGUUGGUAAAAUGGCGUGAGAGCGAUGGACGUGCGCGAGUCCGACUCAUAAGAGAAACAGCAUCGCGGGAACGGAAUAAUGGCAACGACGGGCAUUUUGCCGACCCAUCAGCGUUUCCUGAACGGGGCCCCUGUCCCGAGCUCUGCGCGCCGGUCUUUCAGGCCCAGGGAAAAGUACCUUAUCCUGCUCGUGUUCCUCACUUUCGGCCUCGUCUGCUUUGGCGGCUUUUUCUUCCUCCCAGAGUUCAAGUCGGGCGUGAGCGGUAACAGCGUCUAUACGGUGUACAAGAGGAUCCAGAAGGCGGGCCCCGAGCUCCUGAUACCGGCGCCGCCGCACAUGCACGACUUCAACGAGAGCCCGGGGAUUUUCGGGCACGGCGACCCCCACGGCGAGGACCCGCACAGGCUCGAGGACCGGGCGAAGCUCCUCGCAAAGAUCGCCGAGGACGAGGAAAAGAACCAGAAGGUCCUGGAACGUCCGGACGUCCGGGUGAUGAGGCCGGGGAGCUCGUCCACCAGGCUGGUCGAAACCCAACAGAAGCAGGUCGAGACCAACGUCGAACAGGGUCUCAACAUCAUCGAAGACGAGAACGCCGUCAAUACAGUUCCUCCCAGCUUCGCAGAUCAUUAUCCGCUCACCUACAACGGUGAAGACCCGGACAGAGAGGUGCAACAGAAAAGGGCCAAAAUAUUAGAGAUGACGAAACUGGCGUGGGACAACUACGUCCGCUACGCUUGGGGUAAGAACGAGUUGAAGCCCAUCUCGAAGCGAGGCCACACGGGCAGCAUCUUCGGCUCCGCGUCACUCGGUGCGACCAUCGUCGACGGCCUCGACACCCUGUAUAUCAUGGGACUCCACGACGAGUUCAACGAAGGCAGGGAAUGGAUCAAGAACAACCUGAACCUGGAAGAUGUCAUUGGAGAUUUUUCAGUUUUUGAAACAAACAUCCGUUAUGUUGGUGGUUUGUUAACGUGCUAUUCCAUCACUGGAGAUGUUAUGUUCAGAGACAAGGCGGAAUACAUCGCCAAGAAGCUUUUACCAGCGUUUGAAACCCCGACUGGAAUUCCAAAUGCACUCAUCAACUUCAAAACCGGGCAUAGCAAGAAUUACGCCUGGGCGAGCGGGGGUUCCAGUAUUUUAUCAGAAUUUGGAACACUCUUUUUAGAGUUUUCAUAUUUGUCAGAUGUCACUGGAAAUCCAGUUUUCAAGGAAAAGGUGACCAAUAUUAGGAGAGUGCUACAAUCGAUGGAUAAACCGAAAGGACUAUAUCCAAAUUAUCUCAAUCCAAAAACAGGAAAAUGGGGGCAAUAUCACAUGUCUAUGGGUGCCCUUGGAGACAGUUUUUAUGAGUAUUUGCUCAAAGCUUGGAUUCAGUCUGGCAAGCAGGAUGAAGAAGCCAGAACUAUGUACGAUUCUGCUAUGGAUGCAGUUAUUCAGCAUAUGCUCAAGACAUCCCAUGGAGGGCUCAUGUACUUUUCCGAACUGAAGUUCGAAAGGAUUGAGAACAAAAUGGACCACUUGGCUUGCUUUUCAGGUGGACUCCUUGCACUCGGUGCACAGACAAGGAGAAACAGCAAUUCAGAGAGGCAUAUGGAAAUAGCAAAAGGAAUAACAAGGACGUGCCAUGAAUCUUACAUAAGGACCAACACUAAACUCGGUCCUGAAUCAUUCAAAUUUACCGAUACAGUCGAAGCGAAAGCAGUGAGGACAAAUGAGAAAUAUUAUCUCCUUAGACCAGAAGUUAUAGAAUCAUAUUUUUAUAUGUGGAGGCUGACUAAAGACCAGAAGUAUAGAGACUGGGGUUGGGAUGCAGUACAGGCAUUGGAAAAAUACUGCCGAACUCCAACUGGAUAUUCUGGUUUAAAAAACGUCUACCAGGACGAGCCGAUUAAAGAUGACGUCCAGCAGAGUUUCUUUUUAGCUGAAACGCUGAAGUACCUGUACCUACUCUUCAGUGACGACAGCCUGAUUUCCUUGGAUGAAUGGGUAUACAACACCGAGGCUCAUCCACUGCCAAUCAAAGGUGUCAACCCUUACUAUCGAGAACACCGGCAGACAUAGCCUGCUCUCUAAUUUUACUACAUAUAUUUUAAAUAAGAAAAUCAGUAGGUGAUUUUUAAAGGAAGAGUAUUCAAAUGGAAGUUUAUAAAGUCAUGGAGAGAAAAGUACCUCAUUUUUAUCAUUAGGAAUCUAUUACGCCCAAAUAGACAAAAAUUGGGAUUUUAAACCAAUUUUUUCUUUUUUUUUGCUUUUGAGAAUCUAUGGGAUCACUAAAUUUAUUUUAAUUAGAUACUUGAAAAUGAGAAACAAGGUCGUGUUGAUCAUUGUAAAUUAAAAUUGUAUUAAUAUUUAAAAAUUGUAGCUCAAUUCUUUAGAUUGUUAUAAAUUUUUUCAGUUUUAAAGGGUUAUACUGUAUAAAAUUGUGAUUGAUUUUAUAAAUGUUAUUUAGCUAAGGCCUCAGUCUGUAUAUAUUAAGCAUUUGUAUAUUCUAAAGCACAGUUUCUGGCUUAUGUUUACAUCUUAUACUGUUUAUAUAAAACCUGAAUCAAUGGUUGUGGUUUUUUUACAAAUAUUUUCUUCAAGUGCACUUAAGAAUUUUAUAGUUUAUUUUGUUUAGUAUCCUAAAUCCAAUUGCAUUUAACCUCCAUUUCUUCAUUCUUUGACAAAUAUAAAUAUGCAUUGUUUUUUCUUUCUUUAAAUACUACUAUGUACGUUAUAUUUUUUGUCUGUUAAUAAAAGAGCAAAAAAGUUAAACAAAAUAAAGACUGAAUUACAGUUCUGUUUUAUUAAAUUUUAAUUGAAUAACAGUCUUUGUUUCCCUAUUGUUUACAUUCUCAGCUCGAAAUAUAAUUCAUUUUAUAACUUAAAAAUUCCUCUUAUAGAUCUGUAGAAUUUAAAAAAAUAUAUAUGUAAAUUUAAUGAAGUUUUGAAGCAGGUGAUAUUUGUAUUUCUGUACAUACAACUACAGGCAGUGAACUAUGAUUUCUGUCCUGAAUUACUGUAAAAAUGUUUUUUUUUUUAAUCUAAACUAUUAUAAUAAAAAAAAACACUGGAAGAGAAUUGAUUCGUCCCAAACGGGAGCAUUAUAAAAAUCAAGUGAAAAUUGUUUCAAAACAUUUAUUGUCAACAAAAUAUACAUUGCAUAUUAUAUAAUUUAUGCUGUAUACUUAUGACUUUGACUUUGAUUCUUGUAAAAUAAUGUAAUAUACUUUCUAUUUAAUAAUAUUCGAAUUACAAUAUAUAAAAAAAAAGAUUUGUUUUUAUCAUUUAUAAAAGAUAAAAAUAAAUAAAACCAAUUGUAUAGUAUAAUUAUUGCGAUUUGUUGUUGAAGUUUGUUUGAUGUUAGUGUCAAUUUAUUUAAACGAUUUUUAUAAAGUGAUUAUUUCGCAUAGGAGGAUUAAUGUAAUUAACUCAAAUUGUAUAAUGUACAAAAUAAGAGAGUUGUGUUAUUUAUUCAGUGCGUACAUUGUAAGAGAGAAAAAUCAAUGCUUCCUUUAAAUGAACGGUAACAUCGGUUACGAUAUAAGUGAUUCCUAAAUUUGAUUAAUGUAAAUAAAUAGGACUUUUGGAGAAAAAUAAAUUAAGACUGUCAAUAUCAUAAAAUAAUUGAACAGCACUCGUUUUUCUUUUUUCGUAUUACAUAUAAGUAAUAAGGUGUACAAUUACAUGAACGACAUGCAUGUACAUACAAAUGUAUGUGUAUAUAUUGGGAAUGAUAUAAAUAUAUGUACUAUAUAAAAUGUUAAGACAUCUGACAUUCAGAUGCUUAUAAAGAAUUAUUACAUUUGUAUUUUUAAAAAAUGUAACAUUUUUUGAGAAUUUUAUGUAACUUUGUAUUACAAAUUAAUUUCCUUGUUUUUUUUUUGUUUUUUUUUGUCUGAAAAUUAUAAAUCCGAUCGUGUAGUCGGGAUUUCAAUUAGGAAAUUUGCCCUCAAGGUUAUUUGCAUGUUCCUUAUUUAACAGGUUUGUUUAUUGUAUGGUUUUGUUAUGAAAUUACUUUUGAAUUUACAUAAAAUGAAUUUUAAAAAAUAUAUGAAGGGAUUAAUCAUCAA